This is a messenger RNA of Monodelphis domestica (gray short-tailed opossum), 2517 nucleotides long. RefSeq names its product myeloperoxidase. Gene Ontology annotation, molecular function: peroxidase activity; heme binding. Gene Ontology annotation, biological process: defense response to bacterium; response to oxidative stress. The record is from RefSeq and is a predicted model, not a curated record. NCBI's taxonomy places the organism in Eukaryota, Metazoa, Chordata, Mammalia, Didelphimorphia, Didelphidae.
UGGGGUGGAAGAAGAUAGCAGGAAAUGAGAGAGAUGAAGCUGUUCCUGCCCCUCACAGUGUUCCUGAUUGCCUUGAUCUUGCCCCCGUGGUUGGUGGCCACCUUCUCUGCCAUCCCUGGGGAGGUGGAUAACUCUGUGGUGCUGAAUAGCAUGGAGGAAGCCAAGCGACUGGUGGACAAAGCCUACAAGGAGAGGAGAGAAAGAAUUAAGCAGAAGAUGAGGAGCGGAAGAGCAACUGCCAGAGACCUCAUGUCCUUUAUCAAGCAGCCAGUGGCAGGGACCCGGACUGCUGCUCGAGCUGCUGACUAUCUUCAUGUGGCUUUGAACCUUCUGGAGGGAAAGUUGCAGCCAUGGUACCGGAGACCCUUCAACAUCACAGAUGUGUUGACUCCUCUCCAGCUAGAGCUACUAUCCAAGGCCAGCGGCUGUGCCUACCAGGACGUGGCAGUAAAGUGUGAUGACAAGUACAAGUACCGUACUAUCACAGGACAAUGCAACAACAUGAGGAGACCCACUUUAGGAGCAUCUAACAGGGCCUUUGUCCGAUGGUUACCUGCUGAGUAUGAGGAUGGAGUUUCUCGCCCCUAUGGGUGGACAAAUGGGGCAAAAAGAAAUGGUUUCACUGUUCCUCUGGCCCGAGAAGUCUCCAACAAAAUUGUCCGCUUCCCCAAUGAUAAGCUGACCCAAGACCAGGAGAGGGCCCUUAUGUUCAUGCAGUGGGGCCAGUUCAUUGACCAUGACUUGGACCUUACGCCUGAGCCUGUCCUGACCGAGAACUGUGAGCACUCCUGUGCACAGCAGCCCUCCUGCUUCCCCCUCAAGAUCCCACCCAAUGACCCCCGGAUCACCAACAGGAACGACUGCAUUCCCUUCUUCCGUUCCUGCCCAGCCUGUACGGAGGGCAACAUUACCAUUCGCAAUCAGAUCAACGCACUCACUUCCUUCUUGGAUGCCAGCAUGGUGUAUGGCAGCGAGGAACCCCUCGCCCGCCACCUCCGUAACAGGAGCAAUCCACUAGGGCUGUUGGCUGUGAACAAUCAGUUUCAGGACAAUGGGAGGGCCCUCCUGCCCUUUGACAGCCUCCACGAUGAUCCUUGUUUGCUCACCAACCGCAGUGCUCGGAUCCGAUGUUUCUUGGCAGGAGACAGCAGGUCCAGUGAGAUGCCUGAGCUGACAUCUAUGCAUACCCUCUUCCUCCGGGAGCACAACCGAUUGGCUACCUUGCUGAAGCGUAUGAACCCCCAAUGGGAUGGAGAAAAACUGUACCAAGAAGCGAGGAAAAUUGUUGGGGCUCAGAUUCAGAUCAUCACCUACAAACACUAUCUGCCCCUGGUGCUGGGGCCAGCCGCCCUGAAGAAGUACCUGCCUCCUUAUCGGGGUUAUAACGAUUCGGUAGAUCCUCGGAUUGCCAAUGUCUUCACCAAUGCCUUCCGCUAUGGCCACACCCUCAUCCAGCCCUUCCUGUUCCGCCUGGAUGCUCAGUACCGACCCAAGGGGCCCAACCCUAAGGUCCCACUCAGUGAAGUCUUCUUUGCUAGCUGGAGGGUCGUGAGGGAAGGUGGCAUUGACCCAAUUCUCCGAGGUCUCAUGGCCAACCCAGCCAAACUGAACCGACAGAAUCAAAUUGUGGUGGAUGAAAUCCGGGAUAGGUUAUUUAAACAGGUCAUGAGGAUUGGCUUGGACUUGCCUGCUCUCAACAUGCAACGUAGCAGGGACCAUGGCCUUCCAGGAUACAAUGCCUGGAGAAGGUUCUGUGGGCUCCCUCAACCCAAAACAGAAGGUGAACUUAAUACAGUGAUGAAGAAUCAAGAAAUAGCCAAGAAACUGAUGACUCAGUAUGGAACCCCCGACAACAUUGACAUCUGGAUGGGGGGUGUGGCAGAACCCCUGGAGCCCAAUGGCAGGGUGGGGAAACUCCUGGCCUGUCUCAUUGGAACCCAGUUCAAGAACCUUCGAGAUGGAGAUCGGUUCUACUGGGAAAGUGCUGGGGUAUUCAGCACACAGCAGCGCCAAGCAUUGGCCAAUGUUACCUUAUCACGCAUCAUCUGUGACAACACGGGCAUCACCUUAGUGCCGAAGAAUAUCUUCAAGGCCAACAAAUAUCCCAAAGACUUCGUCAACUGUAGCAUGAUUCCUCAACUGAACCUGUCAGCUUGGAGAAACAAGACAGAGUAGUUGGAAAUUUGUUCUGAGCUGCCUCCCCUUAGCGCCCAAGGGGAACAAAUCUUCAUCUUUAGCUGAAUUAUCAGGCAUCAGAUCCUCAUCACACUUAAGGCCCUAGCUCUUCAGGCCAGAGAAGUAUUUGGCAGUGACUUUCUUGGCCAUGGGAGAGGGAAGUGGCUUUCUUCCUGUAACUUGAAUGGCCAGGCUGAAAUCGUCCCAGGCCUGUAGCUGCCCAUGGAGCAAUUCUUCAUCUUGGACCAGAAGACAAAGGUCCCUGUCAGGGAGGGGAAUCUGGGCCAGCAUGACUGAGAUAUGCCAUCUGCUUCUGCUGUCAAUAAAGUAUUGCUGAGAGGA